AAAUGAAUUAAAAUAAUAGGAAAUGAUUUUCAGAAAAUAUGGUUUUAUAAAAAUAAAAUAUUUAUUAAUUUGCUAACAGGUCCCUCAGUUAAUUAGUUACCACAGUAAAAGUAAUACCCUCAUUUGAAUUGAUGUGACUAUUGAUGUUCCCUCUGUUUUGAUAACUGAUACACUUCAAUAUUUUCAUCAUUUCUCAACACCAUCUUCAUCCUUCCCAAAGCAGAACAUUCCAGAGAAAGAGAAGUGUGAGAGACUGAGUGGCGGAGACGACGAGAGUGAUCGACGGUGGAACGGCGGUGGAACGCGACGACGAGGACCGACGGUGGAACGCGACGACGUGAGAGAAGAAGGCGCCAGCGACCUACGGAUGACGUGGAAGUUCCAGUAGAGUUUAUUGCACAAUACAAAUCUAUGCUGGGAAAUCAUGUUGUGGUUAGGGAUCCUGUAGGGGGGGAGUUCACCUUUCAGUUGGUUGUGGGUAAUAAUGGAGGUUUGCUCAUUGAUGCUGUGGUCAAGUUUGUAAAAAUGUAUGAUUUGAAAAGAAAUCAUUGGGCAGAUUUCUCCUAUUGUGGAAAGAACAAGUUUUCUAUCAGGAUAUUUGAUAGACUGAUGAAUCAAAUAAGCUAUGGUGCUGGCCCUUCUGUAAGGCAACCUGAUGUUGGGAGUUCAGGUAAGAAUGGUGAAGAGGUGGUUGUGUCUGAUGUUGGUGAUAAGGAUGAAGUUGGUGGGGAAGUUCCAGUGGAUGAUGUCGGUGGUAAGGUUGAAGUUGGUGGGGAAGUUUCAGUUCCAGUGGCUGAUGUUGGUGAUAAGGAUGAAGAUGGUGUGGAAGUUCCAGUUCCAGUGGCUGAUGUUGGUGGGGAGAUACCAUUAGCUGAUGUUGGUGGGCAGUUUAUGGAUGUGGAUAACAUUGAAGAGAAUGAUGUAAUUAUGAUAUCAAGUGAUGAUGAGGAGGAUGAUGGAAUUGUGCAAUUAAGUGAUGAGGAGGAGGAUGAUGGAAUUAUGCAAUUGAGUGAUGGAGAGGAGGAUGAUGGUGUGGAGAGGGUUAUUCAUAAUUUUGAUAAGGUCAUUAGCAGCUCUGAUUCUGGUGGAGGCCAGACAAUGGCAUUGCCUAAGUUGUAUGUGGUGAAUCAUAUUAGGGCAAACUGGGAGAAUAUCGUUCUACAAACCCCUAGGGGUAGAACUUAUAGUUGUCUGCUAAAAAGAAGGAAUCCAAGGAAGAUUGAUACUCCAAUCCACAUUGCAAAGGAUUGGUAUCAAUAUGUGAAAGAUCAUGAGUUGAAGUAUAGGGAUGUUGUGCACUUUAGGCCAGUUAGCACUCACAACAAUUUGGUUAAUGUUACCAUUACCCGUGGGCAGCCGUAGUGAGUUUGAUGUUUUGUUGAUUUCCUAUUAAUGUUUUCAGUUUGGACCUUGUAUGUUUUGCCUUUGUUUUGUGCAACUUUUGGACUGGCUUGAUGCCCCUGGCUUGUUAGACCUUUUUGGAUAUGUUUUGUGCAACUUGGUGUUUUAUGGAUAUUAGUUAAUCAAUGACUUUAUAUGUUAUUAA
Messenger RNA from Lotus japonicus, 1546 nucleotides. RefSeq lists its product as uncharacterized. Lineage: Eukaryota; Viridiplantae; Streptophyta; Magnoliopsida; Fabales; Fabaceae. The record is from RefSeq and is a predicted model, not a curated record. The coding region runs from base 412 to 1362 and encodes 316 amino acids. Gene Ontology annotation, molecular function: DNA binding. The transcript is spliced from 3 exons.